GCAUAGUCUGGGAUUCGAACUCCAGACCUGGGUGUAGAAGCCUUUAAACCUUAACCAAUAGGCUACGGUGCUUCCACGAGAAGACCCGAAUGUCAAACCAAGUUGAAAUAUCAAAAACUUGAAAUAUAUCCAAACCCGGUUCAAAAGACCCGAAUGUCAAACCAAGUUGCAGUUACAAAGAUAACCUCUUUAUGGUCGGCAUUGAAUAAACAAAACAUAUCUCUUUCCGUUUAGUUGUGUAAUAAAAACAUUUAAGAAGUCUCUCUCUUUAGUACCAACCAACUUACGAAAAGUCAAAGCGACGACAAACCACACGGAAGAGAGGAAAAGAGAGAGAGAGUCUUUUGGUGUUAUGGUGUUCAAUAGUGCGGCGGUUGUGGCGGUCGCCGACGUCUCAACGGAGACAUGGCAGCUGAUGUGGAGGAUACCGUCGUCGCAGAGGAUCAAUACAAGGCAGCUUGUGGACAUGGCGGUUUGUUACCCGAUGUAUCAGUUGAGUCGCUUGGUUCUAUGUUUAUGGACUUUUAUGUGUCUCCCUCCUGAUGAUUCCUUCUACUCCUACACCUACCACGAAGCUCAAUCUUCUUCUUCUUCUUUGUCUGAUGAUGCUGAUGAUGAAGAUCGGCUUGCUUUUGAGCAUAAUCUCUAUCAUAAUCAUCGUGUUUAUGAUUCUGAUGAUGAUGAUCGAUCUUCUUCUUCUUCGUUUGAUGACUAUUAUAAUCAGUACUCCCAUUAUGAUUGACUUUUCUAAGCUGAUUGAUUAGGUGAUGAUGAUGCGAUGCCUCUGUUUAUUGAGAAAAAUUAUAAUCUUUUUUUUUUUGUUGUAUAUGAUUACGCUUCCUGGAUGUUCAAAAAAAAAAGACAGAUUAUACGAAGUGAAUAAAGUUUUCAGUUUUAUGUUGUCGUU
Molecule: messenger RNA, 907 nt
Organism: Brassica rapa (field mustard)
Lineage: Eukaryota; Viridiplantae; Streptophyta; Magnoliopsida; Brassicales; Brassicaceae
Source: RefSeq, a predicted model, not a curated record